Messenger RNA from Teleopsis dalmanni, 825 nucleotides. RefSeq lists its product as uncharacterized. Bases 1 to 825 code for a protein of 274 amino acids. The transcript has 3 exons. The record is from RefSeq and is a predicted model, not a curated record. Gene Ontology annotation, molecular function: hormone activity. Gene Ontology annotation, cellular component: extracellular region. NCBI's taxonomy places the organism in Eukaryota, Metazoa, Arthropoda, Insecta, Diptera, Diopsidae.
AUGAAAGCCACAACGUGGCUGUGGCCGGUGUUAACUUUACUCUGCGGCGCUAAGCUUGUUUGCACAGCACAACGUGGGGUUUAUCCAUUCGAUUAUGCGGACCCGAAUUUGAUACAGGAUGAUUACUUACUUGAAAAACGAAAUAAACCAUCAUUAUCGAUUGUAAAUCCAUUGGAUGUACUUAGGCAACGAUUAUUAUUGGAAAUUGCACGAAGACAAAUGAAAGAAAAUACUAGACAGGUUGAACUAAAUCGCGCCAUUUUGAAAAAUGUUGGUAAACGCAUACCUGCCACAAGGCGUUACCAGAUGUCAUUGGCACAGGAGCGUCAAUUGCAGCGGCAACUGCAGCAAGAACAGUUGCAGCAAAACUAUCCAAGUCAAUUGGACUAUGUACCCAUCUCCUUUUUAGAGUUCUUACAACGACCCGUAUACGAAGCACUUGUUGAUGAGAAGAAAUUCCCUAACAUGGGCAAAACUGAAAGUCAAGUAAACGGAAACGAAAUUGGUAAUGAAACAAAUCAUGAGAAAAACAAUGGCGUUCCAAGGACAUCCAAUGCAGUGGGCAAGGAAAAUAGGCAUCGUGAUGGCAAUAGCAAUGGCAAUGACAAUGGUAUUGUCAAUGGAAGUGGCACUGGCAGUUUGGCUAAUGAUAUGAGUAACAGUAUGGGAAACAAUGGCAACAUGGGCAUAUCUGCAAGUGGACUGGUAUUGGAUUUACUUGGCGAUGAAGAGGACGAAUACGAAAAUAUGCCAACCAACACAAAUGAUGGCUAUCAGUUGCGCUACCUUUACCGCAUGCAUAGGAAUAGAUAUGCGCACAAAUAA